Drosophila subobscura is the source of this 910-nucleotide messenger RNA. RefSeq lists its product as uncharacterized. The record is from RefSeq and is a predicted model, not a curated record. Gene Ontology annotation, molecular function: protein binding. The transcript is spliced from 2 exons. Lineage: Eukaryota; Metazoa; Arthropoda; Insecta; Diptera; Drosophilidae. Bases 21 to 881 code for a protein of 286 amino acids.
UUAAAUCAAAAUUCAUUCGGAUGUCCCAACAUCAGCAAAACAGCAGCCACGACCAUGUGAGCAGCAGUGGUGCGGGGCCAACGUGCAACGUUUUAGAUCAGCCAUCAAUGGAGGUGUUGGUAGAGGAUCCGUCGGCAGAUGACAAGAGUGUAACCUCGAGUCGCAUCCGUAGACUCGAGUACUUGCGCCGUGCCAUCAACUGCGACUGCCAGAUCCUUCUGCUGAACAUGUCCGCAGCGCCUGAUGGACAGGCGGGUAGCGUGAGCUACAGGACGUUCGACUGUCAUCGCAUAUUCCUGGCCACAGCCUCCGAGAAGAUGGAGACGGAUGUGUUCAAGAAUGCACACUUCAACGGUGUGCUGGAGAUGGACGGCGUGUCGCCAGAGAGCGUUCAGAUUUUCCUCGAGUACAUUUACACUUUCGAAGUGGACUCGCCGCUUGUCGCUCUCAAGAUCAUUUUGGACAUAUUCAUUCUAUCGAAUGCCUUCAACAUGCCCGAGCUGAUGUCCGCCUUCUUCGAGAAAGUCAAAGAGCAGGAUUGGCCCCUGGAGGAUGUAAUCCCUGCAUUCGAUUUGGCGUUUCGGCAAUGCGGCAUGCCAGAGCUGGAGCAUCGAUGCCUGGAUCUAAUCAUCCCCAAUGCCAUGAAGCUGAUCAACGAUAGGAGCCUCAUGAAUAUCCAGCUGUACUCCCUCAACUACAUCAUUCAACUGUGGAUGGCGACGGACGCAGUGCCCAGAGAGCGACUGGUGCAGCUGCUCCAGGAGUACCAGAGGGCCAAUGGUCUCAAUUUCAACAAUGCUGUGACAUUUUCGCAUUUCACAAAGAUCAUACAGCACUUUCCAGGCGUCCUGCUGGAUGCUGAGGGGUCCAUAAUUCAGUAAAUAAUAAUAAUAAUAAAUAACGAAAUAAG